Haplochromis burtoni (Burton's mouthbrooder) is the source of this 2146-nucleotide messenger RNA. RefSeq names its product ras-related protein Rab-1B. Lineage: Eukaryota; Metazoa; Chordata; Actinopteri; Cichliformes; Cichlidae. The record is from RefSeq and is a predicted model, not a curated record. Gene Ontology annotation, molecular function: GTPase activity; GTP binding.
UGACUAUCUGUUCAAGCUCCUGCUCAUUGGAGACUCUGGUGUAGGAAAGUCUUGUCUUCUACUGCGUUUUGCUGAUGACACCUACACAGAGAGCUACAUCAGCACCAUUGGAGUGGACUUUAAGAUUCGCACCAUCGAGCUGGAUGGCAAGACCAUCAAAUUGCAGAUUUGGGACACUGCAGGCCAGGAGAGGUUUCGUACUAUCACCUCCAGUUACUAUCGUGGAGCCCAUGGCAUCAUAGUUGUUUAUGAUGUGACCGACCAAGAGUCCUAUAACAAUGUCAAGCAGUGGCUUCAGGAAAUUGACCGAUAUGCCAGUGAAAAUGUCAAUAAACUUCUGGUGGGCAACAAGUGUGACUUGACGACUAAGAAAGUAGUGGACUACACAACUGCUAAGGAGUUUGCUGACUCUUUGGUGAUCCCCUUUCUGGAGACCAGUGCCAAGAAUGCCACAAACGUAGAGCAGGCUUUCAUGACCAUGGCAGCCGAGAUCAAGAAACGCAUGGGCCCUGGGGCCACAGCCGGCGGGGACAAGCCCAACUUAAAAAUCGAUAGCACCCCCGUCAGGCAGUCUGGAGGGGGCUGCUGUUAAAGGACCUACAACCAUCUCAGUGAUUUCUCUACUCUGUUCCCUCCCAUCACCCGUAGAACUCACACCCCACCAUAUAGCCCACUCCCACUCCCGACUUUCCCCCUGUGACCUGCUCGGACAGAGGUCUAAACUGCAAAGUCAGAUUGAAUCUGUAUGAGGGUUAAUUCAGACCUGUUUGAUUAGACAGAGAGGAAAGCAACCAGGAAACACACUGAGACCAUUUUAUCUUUUGCCGUGGAGGCAGAAGGAAAUGAGAUUAGCAUUAAUUUAAAAUGACACGGAGAUAAAAGAUUAGGUUCAAAUUCAAGUGAGGUUAUUGCUACGAAACACACACACACAGUAGUGAUGGCACGAGUUACAAAAAUUAAAGCCAUUUGGCCAAAUGCAUUUGUCCUUGGGCUCCGUCUGUUUUUACUGAUCUCAGCCCAAACUUCACUCGCUCUGUACACACUCACUACGCUACACACUGUGGAUGACCUGAACUCUGUAGGAUGCUAGCAGUCUAACUGUGACGCAUCGUUGUUAUUCCUGAGGAGGGUCUAGGAUGGAUGGAUGGUCUAGGGAAAGCCCAAUCAGGGAGCCCCUCUCCUUCAUCUGUUUCCUUCCUCUUCUGAGCCACUUUUUUAUAGUGUGUUUAGACAAAAGCAAGGUGAAUGUUUUUAUUAUGUAACUCUUGUUUGAGGAGUCGGCGUUCUUUCGCCUCAGUCAGCCAGUGUACUAAACAUGCAGACGUGUGCUGUGAGCCAGCAGGAAGCAGACCCCACUGACUGUGUCGACCAGAGUCUGCUUUCUCUGUCUGUGUGUUGGAACGGUUACAUUUCCCCCAAAGUUUUUAACUCGAGCACCCGGGUCUGACUUUGCUUCAUCAUGUAUCAUUUAUUGUGUAAUAUAUAGUCACAUGUUCUGUGUGGACACGCCUCGCUCACUCUUUCUCAAACAGACUGGGACUCUGCUACGGCCUCCUUAGUGCUGCACUCUGUUUCAUCCAUGUAAAGAGAUGGAAAGUGUUGAUGUGAAAGAUGGCAGGAGGAGAACUUGCUCUCAGUCUCUUUAUAGUGUAAGAGCAAAGUAACUAAGCCUUUGUAGCAGAGGCUAGCACGAUGAACCACAGGGUCACCUGAGCCUGACUCUUACUGUUGUUUUGUUGUUUUUGAUUGGAGUCAAAAAUUCAGAUAUCAAUAAAACCACCAAUAUUUGUAUUUAUCUACCUACAGAAUGUAAGUAUUGAAUAGAAUCAGAGCUGCUCUGCUGGAUAAACUGAUCGCACCAUUUCUAAAUUAUCUCCAGCAUCUUUUUGCUACAUUCUGUAUGGAUGAUAAACUGAACUCGGGCCAUGAAGGUGUUUCCCUGACACUGCACAUAGAUGAUGAAGGAUGACUGAGCUGGAGUGAAGAGAUUCACUCAGUCAUGUUUCAUCAAAGCCUGCAGAACUUUUUGUCCCAGGAAAUGUUUUUCAGGGUCUUAAAGGUUCCUUUAGAUUGGAGUUUGUCUGUGUUUCCACUGCAGUCUGGAGCCAGUCAGUCUACUGGAAUGCAAUAAAGAUGAGCAACCAUG